AUGGAUACGGAGACCCUUUUUGCACUAGUCGCUAGUCAAUUACCUGAGAAAGAUUUGUCUUUUACCCAAGACACGAUCAUGGACGCAUUGUUAACGUCUAACGGAAACGUGGAUGCCGCUGUCAGAUAUUUACUUGACACCAGAACUACCAAGACGAAGAAGCGUAAACACAUUAAUCUUGACACAUGGCUGAGAUCAUCCUCAAGGUCGAAGCAGGUCAAAUCAAAACUCGAGGGACCAGGCCCAUCGUCGACCAUGACAGUGUCCAGUUCGAAUCAUAUCCAACAGUCAACCUCUUCUGCCCUGAACUCAAAUUCCGAAAAAACAGUUAAUUUGUUGUCUGUUCUACGUCAACCGCCUUCACUCAAGAAAGAACCUUCGCGCUUGCCACCGAUGCUACUUUCGAAUCCCCAGAUGGUUGCCAAGUAUACCCCUUGCACUAUGCAUCUUGGUGUUCUUCCUCCAGAACUUGCUUGUAGGCUUUUCCAUACAAUGAUCAACGCAUCAAAAAAUUGGAAGAGAAACAAAUGGUGGCUGUUUGAUCGCGUCGUCGAAAGUCCGCAUCUGACGUCCUUCUUUGCGCGAAAAACGGACGGGUUAGACGAUGACGAGAACUGGCAGGAGGCUGCUCAGUACUGGUACAACGGAAGGAUGACAGAGCCACCAGAGCCAUUCUCUCCGGAGAUGGAGGAGGCCUGUAAAAUAAUCGAGCACGUUGUGAAUGAGGAAAUGAAAAAUAGGAAACGAUUUACACUUGAGUGGGCAGGGAAAGAUGGGGCAGAUCCCCUUUGGAGAGCAAAUGUUGCUGCCUCAAAUUGUUAUCAAGGGGGUAGAGAAAGCGUCGGUUUCCAUUCUGACCAAGUUACAUAUCUUGGGCCGUACCCCACCAUAGCUUCACUUAGUCUGGAAAGGCACAAACCUUCAACAUUCCGCUGGCCCACAACUCACUCAUAA
Molecule: messenger RNA, 954 nt
Organism: Psilocybe cubensis
Lineage: Eukaryota; Fungi; Basidiomycota; Agaricomycetes; Agaricales; Agrocybaceae
Exons: 4
Coding region: 1-954 (317 amino acids)
Biological process (GO): DNA alkylation repair; DNA repair
Cellular component (GO): nucleus
Molecular function (GO): dioxygenase activity; protein binding
Source: RefSeq, a predicted model, not a curated record